AUGAAGACUUUGAGCAUUUCCAGCAUGGCCCUCGCUGCUACUGCAGCUCUGGCCCAACCUGUUAAGAGAGCCGGCGGCUUUGAGGCAGUGACAUUCAACUCCCUCUAUGUUGAUGUCUCUGACACCAUCUGCAACUUUGCAUUCAGUUUCGAUGACCCCAACACCAACCUGACGGACAACCGGGUCAACUUGAAGUGGACACGUCCCAGUGAGCCCCCAGCGGAUACCUGGACGAACGACAACAACUACAUUGUUUCCUUCCCCGAGGGGGUAGACGAUAUCACUCAUCUGACCUUCACGGUCAAGAACGCCAAUUCCCCCGAGAGAAUCAAUGUGGCCACCAACAAUGAAGCUGCAGACUCGGCUUGGACUUGCAGCCCCACUAAAUUCACGAAUGAAUGCCACAGUGUCCGCUCUGUCAAGAUCAGCCCUGUCCUUUCCUCCUAA
Molecule: messenger RNA, 447 nt
Organism: Penicillium chermesinum
Lineage: Eukaryota; Fungi; Ascomycota; Eurotiomycetes; Eurotiales; Aspergillaceae
Exons: 2
Coding region: 1-447 (148 amino acids)
Source: RefSeq, a predicted model, not a curated record